Molecule: messenger RNA, 732 nt
Organism: Dujonia railenensis
Lineage: Eukaryota; Fungi; Ascomycota; Pichiomycetes; Serinales; Debaryomycetaceae
Source: the annotation of a GenBank genome assembly
AUGUCUCUUAAAAUCUCCCCAUGCUGUGUCAAGACAAUCGACCAUGAAGGUCAAGUUACUGGAUCCUUCAAAACCAUUGGUGGUUUAGAUACUUACCAAACCGGUGCAGAAUUCGGGAACGAGAAAGUUAUAGUCAUUGUGUCAGAUAUUUUCGGCCACAAGUAUAAAAACAACCAUUUGGUUGCAGACCUGCUUUCUAAGGUUUCUAAAACACAAGUUUUACUUCCAGAUAUUUUAGAUAAUGAUCCAAUUGCUUCAUUUGAAGAGUUUCAGGCCAGAGGACAAACCUGGCGUGAAAACCAUUCACCUGAAAAGAACCAGAGAAUUGUAGAAGGAUUCUUAACCAAAUUGAGAGAGGAAUACAAGCCUGAAUUUGUAGCGGGCAUUGGCCAUUGCUUUGGUGCAAAGUACGUAGUGCAGCAAUUAACCCCAACUGGUUUUUUGGACAUAGGUGCUAUUGCGCAUCCUUCCAAUUGCUCUGUUGAAGAAUUUGAGGCUGUCACUAAACCAUUGCUCAUUUCUGCAGCUUCAAAGGACGUAGCAUUCCCAAAUGAGGCGAGACAAAAGGCGAUCGACAUCUUGACUAAAAACGAUGUCGAGUAUGAAUUGACUAUCUUCCAUGGUGUAGACCAUGGGUUUGCUGUUAGAGGUGACCCAAACAACAAGAAGCACAGCUAUGUCCAAGCAAAAACCAUUCAAGACCAGGUCCAGUUCUUCAGCUUUUAUUCAUAA